CCAUCUCCAUUUCCGCAAUCAAAUUUCAGCAGACAAAAAAAAAAAAAAACGGACGGAAACUAGGAAAGAGAGAGAAAGAAGCAGACGGAGACGGAGAGGCAGCUAGGCUGAUAGCUCAGCUGCGGAAGCGAAAUAUCAUCAAAUCCCUCUUCCCAAAAAAGCAAAAGAGACGACAGCAUUCUCCCCACCCCCUCCUCCCAAAAGAAAGAGAGAGAAAGCGACCAAAAUUCCGAUUACAUUCCUACUUGGUCGUCGUAAACCAUGCUUCUCUUCUUCUCUCCGGUCUCCGCUGCCGGAAGUGGCUCCUCCGCCUUUUGAAUGCACCUGCCUGCUCUCUCUGAUAGAUAGAUAGAUAGAAAGAAAACCCCAAUAGGCAAAGAAACAGAGAGACAGAGAGAGAUAACGGAGAAAGGAAAAGACCAGAAAGAGGGCGGCGACCUCGCCGGUGAGUGUUAUUUAUGCGGUAAAAGAAAUGCGAGAGGGAUUAAUCGUUGAUGACAGGAGCGACACCAAGAAGAAGAGGUCUGACGGGCUUGGCGAGGAUACCAAGGUCGUGGUGUUGCUCAAGGAUAAAGACAACACUACAACCCUACCCCCUCGGCCGCUGCCGAUUUCCUUACCUCCUCACCCAAUCGCCGUCGGCCGUCCCCGAUCCCAGUCCGCCACUCGAAGGGUCACUCCUACUACCAUCACCAUAGCUUCGUCUGCGCUGGACGGCUCUAACGGCGACGCCACCACCACCGUCGAGAAGCACCUUCCCAACGGAGAUCUCUACCUCGGAUCCUUCGCCGGCAACGCCCCUCACGGAUCCGGCAAGUACCUCUGGGCCGACGGGUGCAUGUACGAGGGAGAGUGGCGCCGAGGGAAAGCCUCCGGUAAGGGGAAAUUCUCCUGGCCCUCUGGUGCCACCUUCGAGGGGGAAUUCAAGUCGGGUCGGAUGGAAGGGUUUGGAACCUUCACCGGAUCCGACGGCGAUACCUAUCGUGGCUCCUGGAGCGCCGACCGGAAGCACGGCUACGGUCAGAAGCGAUACGCCAACGGAGAUUUCUAUGAGGGUACCUGGAAGAAGAAUCUCCAGGACGGUCAAGGGAGGUAUGUGUGGAAGAAUGGUAACGAGUACGUUGGAGAAUGGAAGGGCGGCGUUAUCUCCGGGAAGGGGGUUUUGAUCUGGGCCAAUGGGAACCGAUACGACGGCCAAUGGGAGAACGGAGUUCCCAAGGGGAACGGCGUGUUCACCUGGCCGGAUGGGAGCUGCUACAUCGGCACAUGGAAUAGCGGCAAGGACUUGACCAGAGCUCAGCAGUUGAACGGAACCUUCUAUCCGGGGAAUGGGAAGGAACAUUGUUUCAAAGGAAACGACGGAGAUUUCGUUGCGACCAUGGCGACGAGGAAGAGAUCCUCGGUGGACGGUGGGAGAGGGAGUGGUAUCAAUUUCCCGAGAAUAUGCAUAUGGGAGAGCGAUGGCGAGGCUGGGGACAUUACCUGCGAUAUCAUUGAUAAUGUGGAGGCUUCCAUGAUUUACAGAGAUGGUUUGGGAUUGGAACGAGAUGGGAUUCACCAGUUCAGGAGAGGGCCUUGUUGUUUCGAUGGGGAGGCUAAAAAGCCUGGCCAGACAAUUUCUAAAGGGCAUAAGAACUACGAUUUGAUGCUUAAUUUGCAGUUGGGUAUCAGAUAUUCUGUGGGGAAACAUGCUCAGAUAGUUAGAGAGCUGAAGCCUUCUGAUUUUGAUCCCAAGGAGAAGUUCUGGACGAGAUUCCCUGCAGAGGGAUCGAAAAUUACACCUCCACAUCAGUCGUCAGAGUUCCGGUGGAAGGAUUACUGUCCGAUGGUGUUCCGGAAUUUAAGGGAGCUGUUCGAAGUGGAUACUGCAGAUUACAUGUUGGCUAUAUGUGGCAAUGAUGCCCUCAGAGAGCUUUCAUCUCCAGGGAAGAGUGGAAGCUUCUUUUACCUUACCCAAGAUGAUAGAUUCAUGAUCAAGACGGUGAAGAAAUCUGAAGUCAAGGUCCUCAUUCGGAUGCUUUCCAGUUAUUACCAACACGUUUGCCGAUACGAGAACUCACUUGUGACCAAGUUCUUCGGCGUGCAUUGUGUUAAACCUGUUGGUGGUCAGAAGACCCGCUUCAUUGUGAUGGGCAACUUGUUUUGCUCAGAGUAUAGAAUACAUAGGAGAUUUGACUUAAAAGGAUCUUCCCACGGACGCACAACCGAUAAGCCCGAGGACGAGAUUGAUGAAACCACAACUCUCAAGGACCUUGAUCUCAAUUUCGUAUUCCGGCUCCAGCGGAAUUGGUACCAGGAGCUUAUGAAGCAAAUCGAUCGUGAUUGUGAAUUUCUGGAAGCUGAGCGGAUAAUGGAUUACAGUCUCUUGGUUGGUCUUCACUUCCGCGACGACAGCACUUGCGAUAAAAUGGGAUUAUCACCAUUCGUUUUGCGCUCAGGGACUAAGGACUCCUACCAGAAUGAGAAGUUCAUGCGUGGCUGUCGAUUUCUUGAAGCGGAGCUACAAGACAGAGAUCGAAUUUUAGCUGGCAGGAAACCGCUGAUUAGGUUGGGGGCAAACAUGCCGGCGAGGGCAGAGAGAAUGGGUCGACGGAGCGACUUUGAUCAGUACACCCCUGGGGGAGUGGGGCAGUUGACGCCGUGCAGGAGUGGGGAGACGAGCGAGGUGGUGCUGUAUUUCGGGGUCAUCGACAUAUUGCAGGACUACGAUAUCAGCAAGAAGCUGGAGCAUGCUUACAAGUCGUGGCAAGUCGAUCCAGCUUCGAUCUCGGCGGUGGAUCCCAAACUCUACUCGAGGAGGUUCAGGGAUUUCAUCGGGCGAAUAUUCAUCGAGGACAGGUAGCAAACAAGGUCUUUGCUUCUGUGUCUCCUUUGCAUUAAGACCCCAUUGCUCUCUGGUUCUGGACAGAGAAAUGAAUGCCCUUAAAUGGUGGAAGAUGGGGGCAUUUAAGUAGAUGAGGGGGAGGGAAACAAUACAUGAUGCGCACCAGACCAGGGCAAAAGCCGUGAUUUGUUAAUUAAUGAAGGCGGCAGGACAAUUAAGGUGGCUUGGCUGGCUGAUGGGUGAGUUUUGGGAAGUUGGGCCAUGGGGAUUGCUUGGGAUUGGGAUUUGGGGAAGGUGAUGAUGGCAAAUGGGCGUUUGUAAAUUGAGUUUGGGUUCUUUCUUGGUGGAGGUGGGAGUCCAUUUCUCCCUUUUCCUUGGGGAUUUGUUUUCUGGUUUAGGGUUUCAUGUUUUUUUCUAAAUUAGAUGGAGGGUUAUUUUGGGAAGUAAGUUUUGGUUUUGGGGAUAUGGUUGAAAAGGAUUGGUGGGGAAAUGGACUGAAUUUUUCCCCCGGGGUAGUGAAAAUUCAAAAGCCGCUGUUUGGGUGGGUGAGAAAUAAGGGGAAGUGUACAGCUUAUAGGAUUGAAUGGAACAUUGAACCCAAGAAAAAAGGGGUAAAAAUGAAACAGUGAAAAAAGGAAGUUGAUGACUGAUGAAUGAAUGGAUGACCAGUUUUUAGUUAAAUUCAUGCCUUCAUAUUUUAUUGUUGUGUUAAUUACUGAGAGAGGAUUGUGACAGGAGAGAAGCGGAUUUCUGUGUUUUUUACCGUCCAUUUCAGUGUUGCUGCCCAGCUGCUGCUGCUGCCAUUCUUGGAAUAUAUAGAGAGAGGGGGGUCUGAUUAGUCAUUUUACACAGUUUUGGUAAUACAUUUGGGUUUGACAGUGAAAGCGGGGAAGAAGGGAAGUUAAAGGGAACAUGAAAAGAAGAGAAAGGCAAAAGCCCCCAACUACUAUUGAAAGAUGCGCUGCCUGCUUGCCUCCUCACUCCUCUCUUCUUGGUCGUCUUCUUCUUCCUCUUCUUUAUUGACUGACCUUGUCCCCCCCUCUCUC
Molecule: messenger RNA, 3870 nt
Organism: Linum tenue
Lineage: Eukaryota; Viridiplantae; Streptophyta; Magnoliopsida; Malpighiales; Linaceae
Source: the annotation of a GenBank genome assembly